GGCUGAGACUGUCGACUCCGCCGUUCUUCUUUCGACGGAGCGAAAAGAGGAGCGGACAAGACAGCCAUGACGAGGCUCUGGUUCCGGGCACCAGCUGUCCAAGCCCACUUGACGUCAUUUCUUGGCGUCAUGGACCUCAAGCUGGGAGUGACUCUGAUCACACUUUUUGCAUUGUUCAACAAAGUGGCAGGCGUCUACGGCAUCUUGAGCCUCUUUCAAGGAGGCUCAUUUGCCCAGGUCAGCAUGUAUCUCUACUCAAUAGCGACUAUUGGUCUUUUUCUCUGGGCGAUGCCUGGAAUAUCGGACGAGGAUCCGAUACGCACGCUGAGAUACGCGCAUCUGUUCAUGGCCGACCACCUGCUCUCCUCUGCCUGGACGCUCCUCUUUGGCCUGUGGUGGUUCCUCUAUGUUCCUCACAACGGCGACCGGCCCGUCCUGGCACCCCAUCAAGCGGGUCUAAUGGACCUGAUCGAGAGUAUCGAAAAGAGCUACGAGGCUCCCGGAAAACAGCUGCAUCACGAACCUCUGGCCGGCCAAGAGCGCGUGGAAGCCGCUCAACGUGUCUGGCGUGAAGAGCGUGGCUUCAGCUUUGCCGUCCUAGCCUCGGGCUGGCUCUUGAAGGUCUACUUUGCCCUUGUCAUCUACUCGUACGCGUUGCAUCUCCGCCACGGUACUUAUCGCAAGCUGCCCCUUUCCAAGCCCACCGGGUCUUCGGCCAAUGGGUCUCAGUACCGGCCCUUGCGUAGUUCCAGCUUCGACGUGGCCAGAGACGACGAAGAGGAGCUUCCGGCUUGGAGCGACGAUGAAGAGGAUCGUUUGUCGGGGGCUAAGAAAAUCAGGAGAGGAGCGCGGACCGAUGAGGCUGCAGCCAAAGAGGCAGAAACAUCAGCCACAGCGGGCGACCAGCUGGCCAGACCACCCUCUAGCUUGGAAAGGAGAGGUAGUGCGCUCAAUGAGGCGUCGCCGAGCAGCAGUAAUAAUAAUAGCAGCAUGGUGUAAUAAGAAAGCCUAUCAAGUUGCAU
Acaromyces ingoldii is the source of this 1022-nucleotide messenger RNA. RefSeq names its product DUF1753-domain-containing protein. Gene Ontology annotation, biological process: inositol phosphoceramide metabolic process. The transcript has 2 exons. Lineage: Eukaryota; Fungi; Basidiomycota; Exobasidiomycetes; Exobasidiales; Cryptobasidiaceae. Gene Ontology annotation, cellular component: Golgi membrane; inositol phosphoceramide synthase complex. Gene Ontology annotation, molecular function: inositol phosphoceramide synthase regulator activity. The record is from RefSeq and is a predicted model, not a curated record. Bases 67 to 999 code for a protein of 310 amino acids.